Molecule: messenger RNA, 429 nt
Organism: Phytophthora infestans T30-4
Lineage: Eukaryota; Oomycota; Peronosporomycetes; Peronosporales; Peronosporaceae
Product: ATP-binding Cassette (ABC) Superfamily
Exons: 3
Coding region: 1-429 (142 amino acids)
Biological process (GO): lipid transport; transmembrane transport
Cellular component (GO): intracellular membrane-bounded organelle; membrane
Molecular function (GO): lipid carrier activity; ABC-type transporter activity
Source: RefSeq, a predicted model, not a curated record
AUGGAAGAGUGCGAGGCUCUGUGCUCGCGUGUCGGUAUCAUGGUCGGUGGUCGUCUUCGAUGCUUGGGUAGUGUGCAGCACCUCAAGUCUCGCUUCGGUGACGGCCUCGUGUUUGACGUCAAGCUGGACAUGCCCAGUGCGGAGGGAAAGUCUAAGAAGCUCGCGGAGCGGCGUGGGGUCGUACUUAUAGUAAACAAGGAGUCAAGUAUGCGCUCGUACAAGGUUCAGUGGGACUCAGGGAUUGCAGAGACCAUCUCAGCGCGCUCAAUACGUCGCGAAGUGGAAGUAGCUGCUUGGACACCAUCUGACCUCGCCCGAGAAGUUCCUGAUGAGGAAGGAGACGCAGUGGAUUGUCGAGAGCCGAGAAUGAAGACGACGGAAGUGUGUAUGCCCACGGGAGACGAUGGAUACAUUGUGAUGCUGUAUUAA